Molecule: messenger RNA, 510 nt
Organism: Patiria miniata (bat star)
Lineage: Eukaryota; Metazoa; Echinodermata; Asteroidea; Valvatida; Asterinidae
Exons: 3
Coding region: 1-510 (169 amino acids)
Source: RefSeq, a predicted model, not a curated record
AUGCCACGCCCUAAACGGUACAAGAAGCAGGCCCGGAGGUCAUCUCCCCCGUAUGUCAGUGGUCGUCGCCGCGUGCCCGGACGUCCUCGCACUUUAGUGACGGUCGAUUCUGCGUCCAACGAUGAAAGCACCACGGUGAUCGGCGCCACGGCCCCGGUUGGCGCGCCGCCGUCCACCACCGCAACAGUAAGCGGUCAUUCAGCGGAGGAUCAGCGUGCGCUCGCCUCACGCCCAGCGCCCAACCAGAUAGUCUCGGCGGCGGGUUUCAGCGGAGGUCCAAACACUACCGGAGCAAGUGUGGCUAUGGGUGAUGCACCGGUUUCGUACAUUAGCCCCGCAAGCGGACAUUCACGCGACGACGUUUCCCAACCUCCUCCCAGCUUAUUAAUAGAAGGCGAUGUAUGGAUUGUCGGAGACAGCAUUGUCCGCAGGGCGGCGACCAGUCUGGGGUGUAAGCCUGAAGUACAUUGGAAGGGUCUGGGUGGAGCGAGAUACGGUGAUGUAGCUUAA